This is a messenger RNA of Arachis stenosperma, 2036 nucleotides long. RefSeq names its product MOB kinase activator-like 1A. Gene Ontology annotation, cellular component: cytoplasm; nucleus. Gene Ontology annotation, molecular function: protein kinase activator activity. Bases 1106 to 1753 code for a protein of 215 amino acids. The transcript has 8 exons. Lineage: Eukaryota; Viridiplantae; Streptophyta; Magnoliopsida; Fabales; Fabaceae. The record is from RefSeq and is a predicted model, not a curated record. Gene Ontology annotation, biological process: signal transduction; positive regulation of protein phosphorylation.
UGGUGGUCGUGGUGCUGGUGAUGGUGUUGGUGGUGCUGUUGGUGGAGGUUGUGGCGGUAGUGUUGGUGUUAGUGGUGGUGGUGGUGGAGGAGGUAAUUGUGUUGGUACUGGUGAGGUAUUUUUGUCAAAAAAAAAUAUAAAGGACGAUUUUAAUACGAAAAAAACGUUAAAGACGAUUAUAAAUUGAAAAUUAGAAAAGGGACGAAUUCGAUUUUAGCUGAAAACUUUAGGGACCAAAACUAUACUUAUCCCAUGAUUUUACAUUGAUUUUAAAGAUUUGUUAUUAUUGGGAUUUAAAUUUUUUUUUUUAGAUUUUAAAUAUGGAUUUAAUUUUGAUGCACUGUCAAUACAAAUACAAAACCGUUUUACACGUACAUCCAAUCAAAUAAUGUCGCAUUAACAAAAAUAAUUAUCUUUUACAUCGGUCAUGAUUACAUAACUAUAUAAAAUGUUGUACAGUACAUCAAAAUUAAAUUCUUUAAAUAUUUCUCAUAAUAAUUUAAAAUCAUAUUUCUUUUAAAAAAAUUCAAGAGACAAAAUAUUAGUUGAUUGCACUCCUUGUUUGUUCUGUAACGGGAUUGAAAUAAUAACAAAAAAAAAUUGGUAAAACCACACAAAAAAAAAGCGUCGCCCUUUUCUAAAAUUAAAUGAACAUAACUCAAAAGUUUUAUUCUUACAUAAACAAAAAUUCCCAAAAAAAUUAAAACAAGAUCCCAAAAAGAAAAAAAACAAUGUACUGUUUGUUUUCAUAUAACUAUUUAUUAAAAAGUAGACAUUAAAAUAAUUUAUUUUCUCAAAUAAAUCUUUUGUGAAUUUUAUUUUAACAAGAGAAUAUGAUAAAGAAUAUAUAUCAGAGAAUUUAGAAAAUUGAGAGAGAGAGAGAGCGGAGGAGGAGGAUAUCACAACGAGACUAAUAAGAAAAUUUGAAGAUGACAAAAAUGCAAUGUUUGUUGGCGCCUCUUUCUCUAUAUUGCUAGAUAAGAGAGAGAAAAACGGGGAGAUGACAGACUGGCAAUAGAGCGUUCAAGCAUUUUAAGACGAGAAGGAGAAGGUGCCAUCCGAAUUUGGAUCUUAAAAAAAGAGACACACUUCGGAUUUAGGCACCAUGAGUCUCUUCGGCCUUGGAAGCAGAAACCAAAAAACAUUUCGUCCAAAGAAGAGUGCUCCAUCCGGAAGUAAGGGUGCUCAACUUCAAAAACACAUCGAUGCUACAUUGGGUAGUGGGAACUUGAGGGAAGCUGUUAAGCUGCCUCCCGGUGAAGAUUUUAACGAAUGGCUAGCUGUAAACACCGUGGACUUCUUUAAUCAAGUGAAUAUUCUAUUUGGUACACUAACAGAGUUCUGCACGGCAAGCAACUGUCCAACAAUGAGUGCAGGACCAAAGUACGAGUAUAGAUGGGCUGAUGGUGUUACCAUCAAGAAACCAAUAGAGGUAUCUGCACCAAAAUAUGUCGAGUAUUUGAUGGAUUGGAUUGAAUCUCAACUUGAUGAUGAAACGAUUUUCCCUCAAAAGUUAGGGGCUCCUUUUCCACCCAAUUUCAAGGAGGUUGUCAAGACAAUUUUCAAAAGGUUGUUCCGUGUAUAUGCUCACAUCUAUCACUCACAUUUUCAGAAGAUUGUUAGUUUGAAGGAAGAAGCUCAUCUUAAUACUUGCUUCAAGCAUUUUGUCUUAUUUACUUGGGAAUUUCGCUUGAUUGACAAAGCAGAACUGGCACCUCUACAAGACCUCGUUGAUUCUAUUAUACAAUUUUAGUGUUGUUGGUUUCCUUUAAUUUCAUUCCCUUCACUUCAAUUUGGAGAGGUUAGACAUUAAAACAUUGGGUACAAAUUUUUUGAGCUAGUAUUGCACUUGUAGAAUACUUGGACUUGCUAAUAGGCAAAUCCUUGGGCACCCUCUGUAUUUGUCCCUCCAUUGUCGUGAUGAAAUUAUAUAAAUAAUUUGGUGAAUAAAUUAAAACUUUGUGCGAGAUGCAAAAUACUAGAUCCAUGAACUUACUCUAUUGUAUUUUGUAAAUGAACCAAACUUUGUUCACAAG